This is a messenger RNA of Culicoides brevitarsis, 823 nucleotides long. It is a transcript of the gene Ccdc58, whose product is annotated as protein MIX23. The transcript is spliced from 4 exons. Lineage: Eukaryota; Metazoa; Arthropoda; Insecta; Diptera; Ceratopogonidae. The record is from RefSeq and is a predicted model, not a curated record. The coding region runs from base 118 to 552 and encodes 144 amino acids. Gene Ontology annotation, cellular component: mitochondrion; mitochondrial intermembrane space.
AUUCGCAAAAGUCACACAACAAAUAGAACGUGAUCCGUACAAAUUGCCGAAAUUUUCUAUUAAAUCCCACGAAUUUCCGUGAAAUUCGAUGCGCCAAGCGUGAAAAGACUGCCAAAGAUGUCGAUCGAGUACGAAUGUAGUGAUUUUUUGCAGUUUCAAGAGUACCUCAAGAAGUUGCGAGAUGUGGACGAUAAGCUCGUGUAUGCCCUGAAUGUCUCGAUACCGACACAAUCGUUCAAAGGUCAGGAGAACCCAGAAGCGAAUUGCAAAGAUUUGUACCAGAAACUGCGACAAGGAUACGAUUACAGACAACAAGCCAUCAAAAAGUGCAUCGUGGCGCAGGCGAAUCAGGUAAAAGUGCUCAAAGAUGCGCGCGACAAGCAAAAUGACGCGGAUUCCUUCGACAUGCAACUCGACAAAAAUUUUAAGGCUGAACAGAGAAAGCUCCGACUUUUGCAAGCUGAGUUAAACGUGGAAGACAUUCUCCGAGAAAAAUCCUUCAAGAUGUUCAACGAGAGAUGUCGAACCUUCUUCAAGGCAGACAAAUUGUGACCUCGACUCAUUCACUAUGACUACUCGCAAUUGGGUAAUAGUUAAUAGAUUACUUAACAAAUCAGUGCAUUACAAAAAGUUAGUUACAAAAGUCGUUAAAUGCGGAUAGUUUUCUCAGAGAAAAAAUGCAAUGUUAGAAUAUUCAAAUUUUUUUGUUGGUAAAAUAGAAAACUGUUUUUAAAAGGAAGAAAAUGUGCGGAAAAUUAACAUUUUCUUUUUUGUAGUCAUUUAGUAAGUACAAUAUACACAAAUAACACUUGUUGAUAUUAUU